Messenger RNA from Carassius gibelio (silver crucian carp), 2881 nucleotides. Its product is annotated as protein QNR-71. Gene Ontology annotation, biological process: cell adhesion. NCBI's taxonomy places the organism in Eukaryota, Metazoa, Chordata, Actinopteri, Cypriniformes, Cyprinidae. Bases 168 to 2048 code for a protein of 626 amino acids. The record is from RefSeq and is a predicted model, not a curated record. Gene Ontology annotation, molecular function: integrin binding. The transcript has 12 exons.
CUGUAUUAAAUUAGAGCUCGUGGGGGUGACUGUGAGAGGGGAACAAGAGCAACAGAGAGUUCAGGGGUCUGAGAUCGAGCAGCUGGAGCGGGGGACAUACAAGAAAAAGCCCUUGGAAAAAUUGUAUUUGUAUUCUCAUCCAACAAAUCGACUUGAUUCAUUCGGAAAUGUUACUUGUGCUGGUCUUGGCGUUUUUCGUUCCUGUAACGAACAGCAAAAAAACUUAUGGUGACAUGUUCCCUCACAAACACAAACUCCCUUUUCCAUUCCCAAUCCCUGGAUGGGAACCGGACACGAACCCUUGGAACGAAUCUCUGUAUCCCUCCUUCAAACAACAGCUGAAUCGCAGACAUGACAAACCACCGAGGGUGCUCCUUACCAGCGACAGUCCUGCAAUGAACGGCUCGUGCAUCUCGUUCACUGCAGCUCUGGAGUUUCCACCGUGUCAGAAGGAGGACAGCAGCGGCAACCUGGUGUAUGAUGAGCACUGUGGGGACGGUAUGAUGGAGGCCUCAGCCAAUGGACAUGUGCGCUCAGGAUACGUGUUUAACUGGACAUCCUGGUUGGAUGACUAUGGCUUUGGGAAGUGUACAGAUCUGAAGAGGUGCAAUGUUUUCCCUGAUGGAAAGCCUUUUCCUCAGACCAAUGACUGGAGACGUAGAGGUUAUGUGUAUGUGUGGCACACCAUGGGCCAGUAUUUUGAGACAUGUGAUGGCUCCUCCUCCCAUCUGACCCUGAACACCACAAACAUGACAUUUGGAGCAGGUGUGAUGGAGGUCAUGGUGUACCGUAAACAGGAGCGCAGGAAGUACAGCCCACUCUCUACAGACAGUACCGUAUUCUUCAUAACAGAUAAGAUACCGCUCUCUGUGAAUAUUUCCCAGAAGCAUGCAGCCAGCAUAACUGACAAAAAAGUCUUUGUCAGAGGGUCAAAUGUGAUUUUCAACGUCCAGAUCCAUGACCCAAGUAACUAUCUGAAGACAGCUGAUGCAGUGGACUUCAUUUGGGACUUUCGGGAUGGCAACCAGUUGGUCACCCACAGAAAUAUUGCAACCCAUGUGUACAACAUGCUUGGAAAUGUUACAGUCAAGCUCCUCGUGGAGGCAUCAUUCCAUGUGCCCUGCCCACCACCGACUCCAACACCAAUGCACUUUACUCAGGCUCAUACGACAGAAAUGCCUACGCUACCACCUGGCACUCAUGCAUUCACUAGCAAACUAGAGACCACUAAGGCUCCUGUCAUCACCAAUCCUUCACCAACGACCACUCAUCAAGUCUCUACAACCGCUGCCCCAACAACUGAACCACUCCGAACUGAUUCAGAGGUGACGUCUAUUACAGCAACCGCUGUACCCGAAGCCAGUUCAACCUAUAACCAGCCCACCUCACCGCCGAUGAUCAGAAAAACACACUUCAAGGAGUCAGACUGUUUCCGCCAUAUGUAUGGCUCCUUUGAAGGCGAGAUCAACAUCAUUGAUCCUCCGCCAGCUCUGCAGAACCAGCCAGACAAUCAGAUUUUAAAGGUGUCGGCUGACAAAGUGUCCAACACAUCUGUAAACUUCAUGGUGUCGUGCUCGGGCAGUGCUCCCUCAGUGGCCUGCACCAUAGUGACCAACUCCUCCUGUCGGGAGGUCAAGAAUAUCGUCUGUGAGGACGUGGCUCCUUACGGCGAAGGAUGCAAGAUCAGUUUGACGCGCAUUUUCCAAACGCCGGGCAACUACUGUGUUAACAUCACAUUGGGUCUGCCUGGAGGCUUGGCUCUUGCAACCGCUACCUCAGUUAAAAUUGGCAACAGCCCUGACACAAACUCUCCUAAAUCCUCCCAUGUUACUGAGGUGGUUCUGUCUUCCAGUGCUGUGCUUAUUUCCAUCAUUGUUUUCAUUGUCAUCAUGGUUUACAAGCGAUAUAAGGCAUAUCGUCCAGUGAGAGGCUCGGUGUUGGAUGACGCUGAGAGAAAUGCUGGUAACUGGAGUUUAAGAAAACUAAGAGCAACUCUGUUCUCUGCUGAUGAGGAGAGAAGCCAUUUAUUGACAGAGAGGCCUCUAUAGACUGAUCUGGGAUUCUGCAGCAAUCAGUUGCUAUUUAUUUUAUAUUAAUUUGGCUGUAGUUUAUCUGAGACAAUAACAGAAGUGAUCUAAUAGAUUAGAUAACAUUGGUAUCUUCUCAUCAGUUUAGCUAGAAUAAGUAAUCAUAACAUUUUAGUUAUAGCACGUGCAAGAUUUAAAGAUUUUUAAUGGAAGAUUUGGCAUGAAUGAGCCCAGAUAUGACAGAUUUACAGAGGUUUCCAUCAUCUAAAUGACUAAAACAUCUACUAACUGACCAAAUGUGUCCCAUGCAUAAGUGAUCACAGUUUGUUUUUGUUUUUUUUAACCAAAAUAUAAGUUGGGAUUUAAGGCUGAAAAUUAUUGCUUUUGCACAUUUUUCUGAUGAUGCUUUUGGCAUUUAAUCUGACAGGUUUAUAUGGAAUGUUGCUUAUAAUUUGCAGACAGGAUUAGAAAAUCUAAAGUAAGUUGAUGUACGUUUUGUAAUGUUCUGAAAAGUUAUACAUUGUUUUGAACAUGGUUAAACAUUUUAAAUGUCUGGGACCUGAAUUCUAUGCUUUUUUUUUUUUUAAAAAGAGAGACUAUGUCACGAGACUUAUGAAAUGUCGUUUCAUAAGAAAACACUUUACUAACAAGUUCCUUUUAUAAAGCAUUAAUUGAAAAUUGGUAAAUCUUUUACCGAACACAUAUACAAAUGCAAGGCAUAUGCUUAUUUAAAAUUAACAUUCAACAGGAAUUUUCACAAAUAUGAAUCUCCUAUUAAUGAUAAUAAAUGUAUCCACUUCUGUAAGUAAUAUACAAAAAUAUUCUAAUAAAAUGUCUAAAUCACUUGCUAAUGA